This is a messenger RNA of Naegleria fowleri, 1521 nucleotides long. RefSeq lists its product as uncharacterized. The transcript has a single exon. The record is from RefSeq and is a predicted model, not a curated record. The coding region runs from base 1 to 1521 and encodes 506 amino acids. Lineage: Eukaryota; Heterolobosea; Eutetramitea; Acrasida; Naegleriidae.
AUGUCCCCUUCAAUCAGUUCAACACCAACGUCCACCACAUCUUCUUCGCAGCCUCCUUCUUCUCUUCAUCAAGCCUCUCGGCGGAAUGGAAUGAUGUUGAUGAUGAAUCCGCAACAACUACCACUGCAACAACCACUGCAACAACCACUACAACAACAACACUCACAUCAGCAGCAACAGUCCAGUAGCAUCAAUACGAGUGCACCAAAUUCUCAUCAUCACUUGCUUCAACAUGCUGGACUGGUUUCAGCAACAACAGCCAUAGCAUCGAAUCAACAACUCCAACAACAACAAUUUGAAAAGUCAAACAUCAAUCCCACGCCCAUGAAUCAUUCUGUUGUUGAUAUGCAAAGCAUCUUGGCUUCCAUGAUGUCCAUGAAUAAGAACCUGCCCAACAAUGGAAGUAUGUUGGUGAAUGGAAAUGCCAAUUCUCUCUCUCUUCAAUAUUCCACAACCACUAAUCUAACCAAUAACAACAACACCAAUAAUGGCAAUUCCAUCAAGACACCACAACAAUUAAUGAACUUGGACAACCGAUCUUUGCAAUUACUCAUCUCGCAAAUCAUGUCGAAUGGCAAUAGCAUGCAAGUCAAACAGCAAUUACAACAGUUACAACAACAAUUAAAUUCAAAUAACAAUAACAUGGGAAUACCAAAUACAACAACAACAACGGCCGAAUUUUCAAUGAACCCUUCCAUCGUCACAGCUGUGACUUCUAAUGGAAACAACAAUCAUCAUUCACAACAACAAAAUCGAUUCACGCCAACACCUCCAACCACCACAUCUUCUCCUCCCAAUAAUAAUUUACCUUCACAAUUUCAGGUGAGUGGUGUCAAGAAUCAAAUGACAUCAUCGUCGUCCCUCUCUUUACGACCCUCUUCAUCACCUCCUCUUCAAAAUCAGAACAACAACAACAACAUGGUCAUGAACUCGUCACAACAACAACAACAUGUGGUUCCAUCAAACAUGUCCGUAACAUCAACUCCGGUUACGCCCACUACUACUACGACGACGACAAUAACCAACAUCUCUGCCAACAGCAAUAACUUUAAAUCCAUAAAUGGUACCAUCCUCAACAACAACAACAACAACAAUGGAAUGAAUUUAAAUGCAACAACAACCAUGAAACUCUAUUUCAUUUUAAAAGAAGAAACGAUGGAGGAAUUACUACAAGAAGGAAUAUCCAUUGUACGUAGUUCAAAGAAUCAAGGUGGUGUUGGAAUGAAUGGAAUACCUCCUUCUCCCAUUUCGUCCACACCGAAUACUCCACAGCAGCAACAACAAUCAAGUGCUGCUCUCUAUGCAGAAUUAGAAAAUGAAUUGAAACGAUACAAUAUUUCUCACAACCUUUCACAAAUAGGAGGUGUGAAAAAUCAAAACACAUCUUCAACGUCCACAAGUAAUCAUGUCUUGACAGAUUCCAAUAACAUGUCGCCUCCAAGCAGUACCUCCACGACAAAACGAAAAUCAAGUCCAGAGAUUUCUGAACAUAAUGAUCGAACACAAAAAAAGAAGAGAUAA